Molecule: messenger RNA, 2925 nt
Organism: Colletotrichum higginsianum IMI 349063
Lineage: Eukaryota; Fungi; Ascomycota; Sordariomycetes; Glomerellales; Glomerellaceae
Product: C6 transcription factor
Exons: 3
Coding region: 1-2925 (974 amino acids)
Biological process (GO): DNA-templated transcription; regulation of DNA-templated transcription
Molecular function (GO): DNA binding; zinc ion binding; DNA-binding transcription factor activity, RNA polymerase II-specific
Source: RefSeq, a predicted model, not a curated record
AUGGACGGCGGUCGCCACAGUACAAUGCAGACCCGAGCCGCUGGUAACGAUAAGCAGAGAGCUUCCGCCCCCGGUAGGACCAGCAUCAUCGCCUCGACAGCCCCUUCUCCCAAUACCACCAUUGUAGUCUCGGCCCCCUCGUACAACCCUACUGGUCCCCCCCAAUCCGUCUCGCCAUCGCCAGUACCCCCAUCACAGCCGAACCAAACCUCUAAUCCCACAUCAGCCCCGGCUACUCAAAGCCAUGCUGCCACCGCCAGUCUCUACCAGUGCGCUCACUGUCAACGACGCUACUCCCGUCCCGAGCAUCUAGCCCGCCACAUUCAGACGCACACCCUUGGCAAGAGGUUCGCGUGUCAGAUAUGCGGCAAGGCCUUUGCUCGCCAAGAUCUGCUCAAACGCCACGUCGCCAACCACGAGAACGACAACGACCCCAACAAGAAGAGACGUCGCACCGACACGUCGCCUGGUGCCGGUCGCGUCUCUCAUGCCUGUCGACCUUGCGCAACCGCUCGCGUCAAGUGCGAGGAAGUUAAGCCUUGCACCCGGUGUCGUAAUCGCAAUCUGAACUGUGAAUACACGUCCACCGAAGCUGGUUCUGCAGCUGCCAUGCACCUUCUCCACCUGUCUGGGAACCCUCACGCGACAACUUCGACGCCCGGCUCUCUCGCCACCUCCCCUUCCCAGUCUGCGUAUGACAGCAGCCCCUCGACGGCUUAUCAACAGCAGCAGCAGCAUCCUCAGCAUGCCAUGCUGCCGCCCAAGCACGAGAAUGGCCCAUUAGGCCCGGCCCAUCACGUCAAGUUGGAAACUGGCCCUCUUUCCACGCAAGAAAACAACGCCAUGGACCGAGCCGGCAACGGGGCAGUCAUGGUGAACUUUGAGAUUGGCAACCCGGGCGUCGACAUGACUUUGCCCUUCUCGGAUUUCCUCCAAAACGUCAUUUACGAGCCAGAAAUGGACGCUUCGAGAAUAACGGAAGCCCAGGGCCUCGCCGUCCUAGACUUUUGCGACAACUCGAAUCUGGAGCUGAACGAGGUGGACUUUGGCCUUCUGGAUCACUGGAACAUGGACGGCAUGGGCAACACCGGAUCGAACCAAAGCUUCACGCCCCGCACCGACGACUCCAUCGACCUGGUCCAGAUGCGACAGACACUGGUCAAGGUCUGGACGGAAUCACCGUGGCAGUGGGCACCCAACAAACUCGACUCCGGGUAUGUGGAACACCCAAACUUCUCCGUACCGUCCGACGAUACGAGCAGCGCCGCCUUCCAAGAGAGCCGAAUGAAACACGCGAGAAUCGUUAGGGACAAACUGGAUCAGUCAGGUCGCGACCAGAUUCUGGCGAUUGUCUUGUCGACCUGCAAGAACGACAACAUCAUGAGCCGCGUCGCUUCAUCGUUUCCGUCACUCGAGGUGAUGGACAGCUUGAUCCACAUCUUUCUGGCGUCGCACUUUUGCCAGACGUCGCAAUGGAUUCACCACGGUUCUUUCUCCAUGAACUCGCAGUGGCCAGAGUGGCUUGCCGUCGCGGCCUCGGCUGGGGCUACCCUCACUCCGGUUCAAACCUUGCGCAAGUUUGGCUUUGCCCUGCAAGAGGCGGUCCGAGUUACCAUUCCGGCAAGGUUCGAGGACGCCAACACUUCGAUCAAAAACAUGGGCCUGGUGCAGACCUUGAUCUUGGGCCAGGACAUCGGUCUGUGGAGCGGCAACCGACGCAAGAUGGAGAUCGCCGAGUGUCAUCUUUUGAUUCCCAUCACAAUGAUGAGAUAUCGCGGUAAAUUCCAGCGAGCAUCGUAUCCCGUCAUCGAAGUCAAUAUGUCAGACGAAGGCGAGAUUCUCGAGAACAAAUGGAAGGUCUGGUGCGAGCGUGAGUCAUGGAAAAGACUUCUUUUCCACUGCUUCGUGCGAGACGCUCAGACCUCCAUGACUGCACUCACUAACCCCUCCAUGUCGUACUCAGAACUCACCUUGCCCCUCCCCGAGGCCAAGGAGCUGUGGUUCGCGAGGUCGGCGGCCGAGUGGAAGAUGCACUAUCUCGAGCGGACCGUUGGGCAAAGCAAGCGCCCUCCGUCGAUCGGCGAUCUUUUUAGAGACAUCGAGCUCCUUGCGACGAACCGGCAACGGUUGGAUCUGCAGUUCGCAAUCUCGAUAUACCUGCAUGGCUACUGGGCUCUCAUUCUCGAGUACCUCCAGCUUUGUUCCGUCUUGCGCACCCGGACUUGGCUGAACAACUCUGGAGGGAAGUCGGAAGAGAUGCUGCGUUCCAGGCAUGCCGAGCUUUGCAAAGACCUGCAGAGCUUCCUGCUGGUGACAUCCGACUGGCACGAGAUGCUCUCGACCCAGGAGAGCCUGGUGUUGCAUCUUCUCAUGAUGAACCUGCACCUUUCGUUGAACGACCUGCAGCUGUUCUCGGGCAAAGAGGGCGAGGACCAAGCACGCCGAGUGUUUGGCGAUCUUCGCGAUUGGUCGCAAAGCGCUGAGGCGCGCCAAUCGCUCUGGCACGCGGGCCAAAUUUUGCGCCAAGCCAAAAUGUUCCCGCAGGGUCAUCUAAAGGACUUUUACGCCGUGGCCGUUCACCAUGCAGCGCUGGCGUGCUGGACACACGGCGUGGUUUCAAAGGCCAGCGGUAAGCAGCCGGUUCCAUACGAGCAGGAGAAGGUCUUCCUGGACGGCAACGAGUCGAAUCUAGUGCAUCGCUUCAUCGGGUUCAACCAGGGCCGCCCGGUGAUACUCGGCCCCAUGAGCAGGGCCGGGGCCACCGAGGCGUCUCUCGACGAUCCCAAGGCGUGCAUGGAGGUCGCUCAGGAGAUCCUCCGGGCCAACUUUCGAGACUCGACGGAUCUCCACCCGCCAAUCGUCGAGAACCUGUGCCUGCUGAUCAAGCAGCUGGGCCACGCUGCUUGGGCAGUGAGCAUGGAAUAA